This is a messenger RNA of Chilo suppressalis (striped riceborer), 2298 nucleotides long. The record is from the annotation of a GenBank genome assembly. Lineage: Eukaryota; Metazoa; Arthropoda; Insecta; Lepidoptera; Crambidae.
UUUGCGCAACGGUGCUCGAUGAGUGCAGCUGUGUUAACUGAUCGAACUAUUUACCCUGAGAAAGAUGACGGCUUGAGAAAAAACGUAUUGCGGAAAGAUUAAGAUACCAACGAAUAAAAAAUGACCCUGACAAAUACGCAAAAUAAAAAUAAAUAAUGAAAAGAAGAAAGAAAAAGGAUCUAUUAAGACAGUGAGCAAAAUGACACCAAGAGAACAGAGGAAAACUAGGAAAAUGUGGAGAGAAAAGGCAAAGCUUCGAAGACGUCGUUUAGCGCUCCAAGACGCAAGCAAUGCCCCUAUUACUGCACCUUCUUCGGACGCUGAAAACAUACCGCCGCCACCUCCGCAAAAUUUAAAUAGACGGGCGCAAGCUGCGCAGCAAAAGUCAAUUCGUGCGAGAAAUGCUCGAAAUUUGAAAAUAAAAAUACAAGCAGCCGAAAUAGCAAAACUUAGAUCUACAGUCCAGCGCUACAAAAAACAAAUUCAACGCUUUAAAAAACCACGAGCAAUACCACUAUGCUCCCCCAACACUAAAGUUACAGCACUAGUCAAAUCUGUUUUACCUUCUCGCGAAAAGGAAAAUAUAAAGAAAAAACUUCUUUUCAGUGAAGUUGUUACCCAACAACUUAACGAAAACUUAUCAAACUUCACGACUGAUAAAGAAAAAAGAAUGUUUAGGAGGAUCAUAAGCGGUUAAUUGUAAAAAAAUACAAGGCUGUACAAUCAACAAUCAAAAUGAAACCUUUAAGUAAAAUAAGCAAAAAUCUAAGACUUAUAGACGGAAAUCGUGCCUCAAGAAGAACAUGCGACAGUUUGAAAGUAAGCAGAAGCGAGUCAUGCAAGAUACUUUACUCAACUUACACAAACGUUUUGUGAAAGAGACAGGCAUAAAAGUUUCUUACCCUAUGUUCUGUAAACUCCGACCUUUUUGGAUCAUUCAGCGACGGUGCGACGAUCGUAACACUUACUUGUGUGUUACACACAGUAAUUUUGAUUUUAUACUGGAGUCACUCUACAACGCUAAAAUAAUAUCUACCUCGAAUUACGUAGAUUUUCUUAAUCAAACCUGCUGUUACCGGUUUAAUGAACAAUGUUUAUCAAGAAAGUGCAAGAUGUGUCUUAACAAGAGUCUACAUUACAAGGAAUUUGAUGACUCCAUUCCACUGACUUACAGCAAGUGGGAAAGUGUACGCCAAGACAUCAUUGAUCCAAAAACUAAAAAAACACGGACUGUAACAAAAUGCGUAAAAAGCAUAUUACAGAUUAAACCACGCGACUUGAUUAUGGACUUGGAGUCGAAGAUGCAAAAGUUCUUCCACCACGAACUAAAUAAAGUGCAUCAAUACAACGCUAUGCAAACAAAACAACAAUGCCUUACUGAAUAUGAAGCCAUUAUACACGUUGAUUUUAGUGAAAAUUAUCAGACAAAAUAUGCUGAGGAAAUUCAAUCCUUCCAUUUUGGAGGAUCCUGACAACAAAUAAGUCUACAACAACAACUACAACACACUGUUGUAGUCUACAGUAACGCUGAGGAAGAGCCAAAAACUGAAUGUUACUGCUCUUUAUCAAAAAAUUUGUCGCACUCGCCUCCUGCAAUUUGGCCCCAUUUGCAGCCCAUUCUUGACAGAUUACCAACUACUGUCACCAACUUGCACUUUCUGAGCGAUGGCCCCGUUACCCAAUAUCGUAACAAAAUGAUGUUUAAGGUUUUGGCAACAAUGCUCGUAGAAUUUUACCCAAACCUACAAAACUUUACAUGGAACUAUCACGAAGCAGGUCACGGAAAGGGGGCUGUCGAUGGAGUGGGUGCGACUUGCAAAAGCGCGGCUGAUAGACAAGUCGCAUGUGGCUCCGGUAUUGCAUCAUUAGAAGACUUAGCCACAACCAUUGAGAAGACCUGUCCUCAUAUUAAAGUUUUUUCACGCAAAAUGAAGAAAAACUUGGAUCUAUUGGUGAGAUCAAAACUUUUUCAGGCACACUAAAAGUUCAUCAAGUUAUCGGUUGCGUAUUUAAAUCCAAUUACUUGAUAUUGAAAAGUUUGUGUUGCUUUUGUGACUCUGAGGUAUGCAGUCAUUUUAGAUUGGGUACCCAAUGGACUUUCCACAAGCUAUUCCAGAAUCUCGUCUCCAUGUUGAUGAAGUAUAUAGCACUAGUGAUUCAGAUGACGAACCACUAAUUAUAUUAGCAUCAAAGAAACGAAUGCAGAAAUCACAAGAAUCGAUACACCUUCCAGGGUUAGCGGCUAAAAAGACGAGAGGUUUGAAAGAUAACCCAAAGCCUAAAAUAUAUAAUAAAAAU